AUGGCGACUCCCGGCCGGAGGACGUCGACCCCCGGCUCCCUCCCCUCCAAGCGGGCUCCCCCGCGAGACUCUGCGUCCGAGGUCCCGAGCAAGCGACGGAGUUCGGCCCCGCCGGCGCCGCUGCAGCCGCUGCCCGCGCCCUCGGCCGCGCCUCCUCCGCCUCCGCCUCCGCCGCCGCCGCUGCAGGCGUCGUCCGGGCCCUUCGUGGAGGGCGCGAUCGUCCGCAUCGCGAUGGAGAACUUCUUGACAUAUGAUAUCUGUGAAGUAUCUCCUGGACCCCAUUUGAAUAUGAUUAUUGGAGCUAAUGGAACAGGGAAGUCCAGCAUUGUGUGUGCCAUUUGCCUUGGAUUAGCAGGCAAACCUGCUUUCAUGGGUCGGGCAGAUAAGGUUGGUUUUUUUGUGAAGAGAGGAUGUACCAAAGGCAUGGUUGAAAUUGAAUUGUUCAGGACUUCUGGAAAUCUUAUAAUUACCCGUGAGAUUGAUGUGGCAAAAAAUCAGUCCUUUUGGUUCAUCAACAAAAAAUCUACAACCCAGAAAGUAGUAGAAGAACAAGUUGCAGCCUUAAAUAUUCAAGUGGGCAAUCUUUGCCAGUUUCUACCUCAGGAUAAAGUUGGGGAAUUUGCUAAACUCAGCAAAAUUGAACUCUUGGAAGCUACUGAAAAGUCGAUUGGUCCCCCAGAAAUGCACAGAUACCACUGUGAACUCAAAAACUUCAGGGAGAAAGAAAAGCAACUAGAGACCUCAUGCAAAGAGAAAACCGAGUAUCUAGAGAAAAUGGUUCAGAGGAAUGAGAGAUAUAAACAAGAUGUGGAGCGGUUCUAUGAACGUAAACGACAUUUAGAUUUAAUUGAGAUGCUUGAAGCAAAAAGGCCAUGGGUGGAAUAUGAAAAUGUUCGUCAGGAAUAUGAAGAAGUGAAGCGAGUUCGUGACCGCGUGAAGGAAGAGGUCCGAAAGCUGAAAGACGGGCAGAUCCCCUUGGCGCGGCGCAUUGAGGAAAGCGAAAGGCAGCGCCACACCUUGGAGGCCAGAAUCAAAGAAAAGGCAAUGGAUAUUAAAGAGACCUCUCAAAAAUGUAAACAAAAACAAGAUAUAAUAGAAAGGAAAGAUAAACAUAUUGAGGAACUUCAGCAAGCACUAAUAGUAAAACAAAAUGAAGAGAAUGACCGACAGAGGAGGAUAAGUAAUACCCGCAAAAUGAUAGAAGAUUUGCAGAAUGAACUGAAAAACACAGAAAACUGUGAGAAUCUUCAACCCCAGAUCGAUGCCAUUACAAAUGAUCUGAGACGAGUUCAAGAUGAAAAGGCAUUAUGUGAAGGUGAAAUAAUUGACAAGAGAAGAGAAAGGGAAACUCUAGAGAAAGAGAAAAAGAAUGUGGAUGAUCAUAUUGUACGCUUUGACAAUCUUAUGAAUCAAAAGGAAGAUAAGUUGAGACAGAGAUACCGUGACACCUAUGAUGCAGUUUUAUGGCUAAGAAACAAUAGAGACAAAUUUAAGCAAAGAGUCUGUGAGCCCAUCAUGCUCACGAUCAAUAUGAAAGAUAACAAAAAUGCCAAAUACAUUGAAAAUCAUAUUCCAUCAAAUGACUUGAGAGCUUUUGUAUUUGAAAGUCAAGAAGAUAUGGAGGUUUUCCUUAAAGAGGUUCGUGACAAUAAAAAAUUAAGAGUAAAUGCUGUUAUUGCUCCACGGAAUUCAUAUGCAGAUAAAGCGCCUUCAAGACCUCUGAAUGAACUAAAACAAUAUGGAUUUUUCUCUUAUCUGCGUGAGUUAUUUGAUGCACCUGAUCCUGUCAUGAGUUACCUUUGCUGCCAGUAUCAUAUUCAUGACGUUCCUGUAGGAACGGAAAGAACCAGGGAGAGAAUUGAACGGGUGAUACAAGAAACCCGAUUGAAACAAAUCUAUACAGCAGAAGAAAAGUAUGUGGUGAAAACUUCUUUUUAUUCCAACAAAGUUAUCUCCAGUAACACGUCCCUUAAAGUAGCCCAGUUUCUCACGGUCACUGUGGAUCUUGAACAAAGAAGACACUUAGAAGAGCAGCUAAAGGAAAUUAAUAGAAAAUUGCAAGCAGUAGAAUCAGCACUGAUUGCCUUACGAGACACAAAUAAACAUCUUGAACAUAAAGACAAUGAACUCAGACAAAAGAAGAAGGAGCUUCUUGAAAGGAAAACUAAGAAAAGACAAUUGGAGCAGAAAAUUAGUUCCAAACUGGGAAGUUUAAAGCUGAUGGAACAGGACACUUGUAACCUUGAAGAGGAAGAACGAAAAGCAAGUACCAAAAUCAAGGAAAUAAAUGUUCAGAAAGCAAAACUUGUUACUGAAUUAACACACCUGAUAAAGACGUGUACUUCUUUGCAAAUACAAAAAGUCGAUUUAAUACUUCAAAAUACUACAGUGAUCUCUGAGAAGAAUAAACUAGAAUCUGAUUAUAUGGCUGCAGCAUCACAGCUUCGUCUCAGAGAGCAACAUUUCAUUGAAUUGGAUGAAAAUAGACUAACAUUAUUACAGAAAUGCAAGGAACUUAUGAAGAGAGCUAGGCAAGUAUGUAACCUGAGUGCAGAACAGACUGUUCCUCAAGAAUAUCAGACACAAGUACCCACCAUCCUAAAUGGACACAGCUCCACACUCCCCAUGGCUUUCCAGGAUCUUCCAAACACAUUGGACGAAAUCGAUGCUUUAUUAACCGAAGAAAGAUCAAGAGCUUCUUGCUUCACCGGGCUGAACCCUACAGUUGUUGAGGAAUAUACAAAAAGAGAAGAAGAAAUAGAGCAGUUAACUGAGGAACUAAAGAUAAAGAAGGUUGAACUGGAUCAAUACAGGGAGAACAUUUCACAGGUAAAAGAAAGAUGGCUUAAUCCUCUGAAAGAGCUGGUAGAAAAAAUUAAUGAAAAAUUCAGCUAUUUUUUCAGUUCCAUGCAGUGUGCUGGUGAAGUUGAUCUCCAUACAGAAAAUGAGGAAGACUACGAUAAAUAUGGAAUUCGAAUUAGAGUCAAAUUCCGCAGUAGUACUCAACUGCAUGAAUUAACUCCUCAUCAUCAAAGUGGAGGUGAAAGAAGUGUUUCCACCAUGUUGUAUCUGAUGGCACUUCAGGAACUUAACAGAUGUCCGUUCAGAGUAGUUGAUGAAAUCAACCAGGGAAUGGACCCAAUCAAUGAACGAAGAGUGUUUGAAAUGGUUGUAAAUACCGCUUGUAAAGAAAACACAUCUCAGUACUUCUUUAUUACACCAAAGCUCCUGCAAAAUCUUCCUUAUACUGACAAAAUGACAGUGUUGUUUGUCUACAAUGGUCCUCAUAUGCUGGAACCAAACAGAUGGAAUUUAAAGGCUUUCCAAAGGCGGCGGCGCCGUAUCACGUUCACUCAGCCUUCUUAAUAAAAAGACAGGGUGAGGACUUUGGGAUUUUCUGUUAUAUCCUAUUAAAAGUAUGGCUCAACUGAAUAAAUGGCAAUUCAUUCAGAGUAAAAGAUCGGUUAUUUUUGGAAACCUGCUAUUAAAUCCAUAAUAACUUCGUACUGCAGAGCAUCACCUGGUAGUAAAAAUUAAUUUUUCUUUUGUCUUCGUUGAACUUGAGCCCUUGGCAUCCUGGCCCUCAGUCAUUGCACAGAAAAAGAGUAUUUGCCAUUUCAAAUCACAGGUACAGUCGAAAAGGGUUAUCAAUCACCAGUUGAUAGGAUGACUCUUUAGCUUUAAUUGCCAUGAAACUUAAUUAUACUUUUAGAGUCUCGAAAUGACUCUGCAUAUGAAAAGUUAUAGUUUUAUCCUAGUGUCAUAUUUAAGAAUUGAUAUGGACGUGUGUGAUCUAAUGUAUAAAAUAAUUUUACAGAUCUGUUAAAUUUUUUCCUAUUAAAAAAGAUGACUGUGUAUCUCCAGUAGGAAAUGGGAUUUUAUGGACCGUUUAAAAACUUCGUUGGAACUUGAUGCUAUCAUCGUGUAUUAGUGUCUCAGAGGGGAAGAAAAUGGACUGGGGUUCAAAAAUGAUAGCAGAACUUUGAUAUGCCACAAGGUGGCCACUAGAUGAUGCAAAAUACAACCAAAAGAUUGACAAAAUAAAAUCAAGUGCAAAGGGUUUUUUAAGAAUAACCCUGUAAAGUGUGUGGGUUUGUUUGUUUUUUUUAUUUGAAGUUGAUUGUAUUUUACAUCUUAAAUUUCUAAAAGCAUUUUUAUAAUUAUUUUUAGUAAGGUUUUUUCUUAAGAUUUCAUAUACUGAUUUUUACAAUUUAUAUUUGAAAUUUCUCAGUAUUGUGUAAAGACUAAGGGAAAGCAGUGAUUUGUUUCAAACCAUAAUGUUUCUAGAACUUGAGCUUAUUGGUCAUUUCUUAAAGUGUUGAUCCUGCCCCCAUUAUUUUAGAAAAUCUAGUUUUAAACUCUACUUUCCACGUGAAGGAAUUGCGGGGGGUGGGGAAAUCAUUUAUUUCUGGAUUACACUAAUUAACAGUGCCGAGCGAAUUCUAUUCUUUUAAAAACAAAUGUUGGAAGAAACGGACUAGUUCGAAGAUGUGGUGUUAGAACCAUGAGUUAGAUCUGAACUGGUAAUGACAUAAUUAUUUUUUUUUUGACUUGGUAGCUGUAUAAACUGAUGAAUGACUUUAUUUGGGUUUUUCUAUAUUCUUAAAUAUUCACUGGAAUUUAUAUUCUUAUCAAAAAGUGAUGAACCAUACAUUCUGUCCUCUCUCUGGCAGUCUCUUUGAAAAGGUAUUUUUUCUUUAUAAAAAUUUUUAAAGAAAAAGCUGUCUCUUAAAGCUAAUGCAUGUACUAUUAAAAUAUUUUUUUAAAACAUUUUUGCUAGUGUGAGCAAUUCAUGUAAACAUUGAAAAGUUUGGUAAGAUAUUGGUAAAUCAACAUUACCAAAUGUUUUUGUCUUAUUUUCCACCAAAAUAUUAUUAUGAUACAUGCUUAUGGUGUCUUUCAUUUAUUGUCUAAGUUUGUGCUGGUCAUUUAUUCCUAAAAAAUCAGUAACAGUAUAAUAAAGAAGCUUAAAAAUUAGACCUGUGUUUAAAAGUAAAAUCGACAAGUCAGUUUAUGUAUGCCAACAACUAUUCCAUGCCUUGUUUGUAUGCAUUUAUGUUUCUCUAAUGGACAAAGUUAUAUUUGAUUUUUGAGCUGUGAAGACAAAUUAUGUAUCAUUUAAGCACAUUAUUAAAAGAAUAACCUCAGUACAUUAAAGCCUCAGCCACUUAACGCUUUCAUAUAUCUUCUAUAAAAGCUGAUUUCUUAUUACAUAGAAAUUAUAAAAACUUGAAAUAAAAGUCUGAUUUGAUUAAUAAAAUAUUUAAAACCCUAAUGUAACAAGCAGAUAUUUCUAAUGACCAAAUAUUUCUUGAUUUGACAAAUCUCUAUUAAGAGAUUUUUAGCAUUCAGAGUAAAAAGGGAAAGAUUUCUUGCAACUUUCAAAUUGUCUUUUGACUUGUGUGCUUAUUUUCUUUGUAGUAUGAGUCUUUACUGUGUGAAAAAUGUAAUUUUGUCCAAUUGUGUGAUCAUCUGUGAAAGUUAAAAAAAAAGCUAUUUGUGGGAAAUGCUACUUUGUUGGUAAUAAAUGCAUAUUUUCAUA
Messenger RNA from Sorex fumeus (smoky shrew), 5542 nucleotides. RefSeq names its product structural maintenance of chromosomes 5 (gene SMC5). Lineage: Eukaryota; Metazoa; Chordata; Mammalia; Eulipotyphla; Soricidae. The transcript is spliced from 25 exons. The coding region runs from base 1 to 3366 and encodes 1121 amino acids. Gene Ontology annotation, cellular component: Smc5-Smc6 complex. Gene Ontology annotation, molecular function: ATP binding; ATP hydrolysis activity. The record is from RefSeq and is a predicted model, not a curated record. Gene Ontology annotation, biological process: double-strand break repair via homologous recombination.